AACCUCUGAACAACCAUUCUCUCUAUACCAGGAUUAUCUAGGUAUAUUACCUACCUGUAACUGAUAUACCCUUCAUACCCAGCUAAUCAUACCUACUCCACCAGCCGGCAUCAAAGCGGCACAGUUCUCAGCGAGCACCCAUAAACCCAAGAACCGUUAGCUAGAUCAAUCAGCGUAAUAAAUUUGACCACUCCGUUCACAAUGGCGCCGCAACCGCAACCGCAGCCUCCCAAAGGCCCCAUCACAACCCCCCUCACCACCCUCCUCGGGAUCCAGCACCCCAUCAUCCUCGCAGGCAUGGCCCGCGUAUCCGGCGGCGCCCUCGCGGCCGCGGUCUCCAACGCCGGCGGGCUAGGCGUCAUCGGCGGCUUCCAGUACACGCCCGCGCAGCUCCGGACCAUCAUCGCGGAGCUCAAGGCCGCCCUGCGCGCGCCGCACCUGCCCUUCGGCGUCGACCUCGCGCUCCCGCAGGUCGGCGGGUCCGCCCGCAAGACCAACCACGACUACACCGGCGGCAAGCUCGACGAGCUGAUCGACAUCACCAUCGAAAGCGGCGCGCGGCUGUUCGUCAGCGCCGUGGGCGUGCCCCCCAAACACGUCGUCGACAGGCUGCACGCCGCGGGCAUCCUCGUCAUGAAUAUGGUCGGCCACCCCAAGCACGCCGUCAAGGCGCUCGACCUCGGCGUCGACUUGGUGUGUCCGCAGGGCGGCGAGGGCGGCGGGCACACGGGGGACAUCGCGAGCUCGGUGCUCGUGCCGGCGGUGGCGGACGUCGCGGCGCGGUACCGGCCGACGCUGCUCGGGGGCGGGCCGGCGCUGGUGGUGGCGGCGGGGGGGAUCCGGGACGGGCGGUCGCUGGCGUCGAGCCUGAUGCUGGGGGCGGCGGGGGUGUGGGUGGGGACGCGGUUCGUGGCGAGCGCGGAGGCGGCGAGCAGCGAGGCGCACAAGGCGAGCGUGGUGUCGUGCGGGUUCGAGGACACGCAGCGGACGCUGGUGCUCACGGGGCGGCCGCUGCGGAUGCGGACGAACGCGUACGUCGCGCGGUGGCACGCGGAUCCGGGCCGGAUCCGGGAGCUGUGCGAUCGCGGCGUCGUGCCCAUCGAGCACGACUUCGAGAACGACGUCGAGGACAUCGACCCCCCGCACAUCAUGGGCCAGGUCGCGGGCGCCGUGACGGAGGUCCUGCCCGCGGCGGACAUCGUGCGCGACAUGGUGGACGGCGCCGUGCGCAUGCUGAGGCGGGGGAGCGGGUAUGUCGAUGCGAAUUACGCUGUUACUACCGGUGGUGAGAAGAGUAAGCUGUGAGGAAGGGCUUGGACCCCUGGGUUGGGCGGAUGGGGUUGAAUUAGGUUAUGCAUUGGGAUAAUCACGGAUCUGUCGAGCAGGUACUUGCUUACUUACCUACCUGGGUGGGUUCCUUAGGUACUUACUCAACCGUAUGACAGGGAAAAGGAGACCGGUAACAUGGGAUAAAACCGAAAUUGUUUCCAAAAAGUACACUCGCGUCUAUACCGGUACGUGCGCCUUCUUCGCGGUACCGAGGAGGGAGGCGUUUGAUUUUUACCUUACUACGACGGACAUGACA
This is a messenger RNA of Daldinia caldariorum, 1585 nucleotides long. Its product is annotated as 2-nitropropane dioxygenase. The transcript has a single exon. Lineage: Eukaryota; Fungi; Ascomycota; Sordariomycetes; Xylariales; Hypoxylaceae. Gene Ontology annotation, molecular function: nitronate monooxygenase activity. The record is from RefSeq and is a predicted model, not a curated record. The coding region runs from base 202 to 1305 and encodes 367 amino acids.